UAGGCAGUGACGUCAUCGGGGAGCUGUUCGAAGCCGUACGGUGCUGAACAGAUAACGCUCGUCGUCUUUCUCCUUUGCUCAGUCUUUCUGCUCACUCGGUCUUUGCCGGGCUGCUGGUUCGGGAAGGUUGGGCUCCCGCACGCUCACUUGACCUCUUCAUUGAAGAAACAUUACACGCGAGGGAGCGAGUGCGCACGAGGACCGCCGCCGACCGCACGGCGCACACCUUGCCUUCAGCAAAUGUCGGAGAGAUUCUCAAUUCGUGAGGUCCUGAGAAAAUGGUGAUGGUGAAGUUAAGUAGCUUCCUCAUGAGGUCACCGGAGCCCUUGCAAGAAUAAAUCCAUCGUCAAGGAAAACGAUCAUAUCAUGGCCACCUCCUGCUACCAGACUAGACUAACUUCUGUGCAUGGUAUAAAUGCCGAAGACGACCUAUGAACAUUAAAGUCCAAAUCAUGUAGUAGAGCUUUUACCAAUAUAAAGGCACCUUUCAAGAUUUUUGUUGGCUUUUACUCAUUCAGAUCAAUGUUUGGGUAAAGAACUAAUUAUUUUGUAGUCAUUUAUCAGAGUGUGAGAAUAACGUGAAAGAAGUUUGUAAUUAGAGAGAGAGAUGGUCCUCCACAUCACCCCUUACUCCAGUUCCUGUCUUCACUUCCUGGAUGGCUUGUCAUGGAGCCUGGUGUUCCCCUGUUACUGGCUCCUGGAUCAGCUCCUGGCCUCCUGCCUGGCUACUUCACUCGAGAAGCGCCAGCGUUCUCAGGACCCAUGCUCCCUCCUCACUUUGUGUGUCCUAAUAAUGGUGCCUCUUUACUUGCUUUUGCUCCUCGCCUCUCUGCCUUUCGCUCUGCUGGGCUUUGUCAUCUGGGCUCCUCUGCAGGCCAUCCGUCAACCCUACCUGUACACCUACCACAGACUAGAAAAGCACCAAGCUGAGCAAGACGAUGCUGCACCAGGGUUUGUUGGGGUCGGGGACUGUAGACCUCAGGGCAAGAGCUUCUGUUUCUGCAGCGCCAACGUUUGCCUACUGCCCGACUCUCUGGCCAGGUUCAACAACCUAUCGGACACUCAGAGGAGAGCACGGGAAGUGGGCAAGAGGAUCAGAAAUGGUGCCGGUCGACCUCAGAUUAAAAUCUACAUUGAUUCACCAACCAACACUUCCAUCAGUGCGGCCUCCUUCAGCAGCCUACCCACAGGUUUUCGUCGUACCUCUUCCUUGGACCAGCGGCGAGAUCAGACUCACAUUGUGAAUGGCCCAGCAGACACUGAAAACGAGCCACUCGCCGAGUGUCCCAUUCAUCCUGUUGGUGGUACAGACUGCCCGGUUCAUCCAUCUACAGUAGUGCACGGAACCUCUGAAUGCCCCCUUCACUCAGAUGCAGGAAACACAACAGUGGACUGCCCCCUACACCGUGUGGAGACCAACAACUCAGACUGCCCUUUACACGCUUUGGUGCAGGUUCCAGAAUGUCCCAUGCAUUCUACAGGGGCACAUAGUGGCCCCGGUAAUCACGACUGCCCCAUGCACGGAAAAGAGAUACAUGUUAAUAAUGACUGCCCCAUGCACGGAAAAGAGACACAUGCUAAUAAUGACUGCCCCAUGCACGGAAAUGAGACACAUACUAAUCAAGACUGCCCCAUGCACGGAAAGGAGACACAUGCUAAUCAUGACUGCCCCACGCACGGAAAAGAGACACAUGCGAAUCAUGACUGCUCCACGCACGGAAAGGAAGCACAGGCUAAAACCGCACCAGAGUGUCCACUUCACACCUCAGGUGUUCAAAUCAGCAUCAGUGCCCCUGAGCCAGACCCCCAUCCGGAGGAGGCAGAGACAAGGAACCAUCAGUCAGGGGAGCGGGCAGGAGUAGAUGUGGCCAGCAUGACUGCCUCAAGAGAAUCUCUCGCUCGGUACCAAGGAAGCGAUGGUUGCGUAAUGAUAUCUUCGAACAACACCCUUUCUCACGUGCCUCGCACCUCAAUAUUUAAACGCCCCGGUAGAAAGCGCCGUCACGGAGAUGAGGCAUUCGAUCAUGACAUUUCUGCAUUUUUUCCUGCCAACUUGGAUUUCCUUGCCCUUCAGGAAGUGUUUGACCAUAGUUCAACAACACGACUGCGGCAGCAAUUACAUCGCUACUUUCCUUAUGUGCUGAGUGAUGUUGGGCGGUACGGAUGGAAGGGAUGUUGUUCCAGGUUCAAAUUCCUCAACAGUGGUCUGCUGCUGGCUAGUCGCUACCCAAUUCUGGAUGCACGCUAUGAGUGCUUCCCCAAUGGAAGAGGAGAGGAUGCACUGGCAGCCAAAGGAGCCCUCUUUGCCAAGGUUCACGUGGGCACCUCCCAUCAAGAGCAGAGGGUUGUGGGAUAUCUCACAUGCACCCACCUCCAUGCCAUAGAAGGUGAUGCCUCUGUGCGAUGCGAACAACUGGACUUGUUGCUCCAGUGGGGUGCGGAGUUUCGCCAAGCUUCAUCACAUCAUUCUGGAGGGGAGAAAUUUUUUGAAGACCUCGUGGCCUUUGAUGUCAUUCUGGGUGACCUCAACUUUGACAACUGCUCUUCAGAGGACAAGUUGGAACAACAACAUGCACUUUUCUCUAUAUACAAGGACCCGUGUCGCCAGGGGCCAGGAGAGGACAAACCAUGGGCUCUGGGUACACUGCUGGAUCCCAGUGGCCUUUACGAUGAUGAGGUCAGUUCACCGGAAAGUUUACAAAAAGUGAUGGAGAAUGAGGAGGGCAGAAAGGAGUACCUGGUGUUUCCUCCCAGUAAAAGCCAUUGUCCCUCCAAGAGCCAGAAGGGAAGAAACAUUCCACUGAAAGGCAACGGACGCCGGAUUGACUACAUUUUGUACAGUGACGAGGGCCUGCAACAGGAUUGGAAAUUGGAAAUAGAGGAGUUCAGCUUUGUCACACAGUUGGCUGGCCUCACGGAUCAUCUGCCUGUGGCCAUGCGAUUGGCUGUCUCCACAGGGGAGGAAGACUCUUAGAUUAGCCACCUGCAUUUGUCAGGAAUAUCUGCCAUUGAAGGAUGAUGGACGAGGAAGAUGAAAAUAUUAUGUUUUUAGUAGAUGAAAAGCAGUUUGGGACAGCACAUUUUAAGGGGACAACAUGGAAGAUAAUCCCAUUCAUAGGGAACAUGAAAAUAAUCGGAACGAAAGACAGACGCCAAUGUCACUGAGAGUUGGGGCGACCACAGGACAAAAUAAGUAGAGCAAUCUCAGACACACCAUGCACACGAAUACACGCAAUUUGAGCGUUUGAUAUCAUCUGGCCUCUCUGCUGCUCGCCCUGUGGACAGCACACCUCCUAUUCCACUCCAACCAUGAAUACAUUGUUUCCACUAGUUUGUGAGUUAGCGAGCAAUUUCCACAUUCACGUAUGAUGUUGGGGUUUACAAACGGGAGGAUGUUGCUCUUUUGAUUCAAGGGUGGAUUUACCCAUUGAUGCCAUAGUGAAUCAAACACCAUGAAGUGAAAGUGCACCUUAAUCCAGAUCUGCACAUAUACUGGAUUACAAUGUUCCUUGGCACCACAGCUCUACAAAGUUGUGUUAAAAGGUUUUUGUUUUGUUUUGUUUUUUUUGCGUGGGCCAGGUUAAUAAGACAAACGCCUGUGACUAGCUUCUACAAUGACCAUCUGUGUCAUUGACUCUUGCUCCUCUCCCAAAAGGCAACUGGUCAGUUCAGUCAUUUACCCUACCGGUCCCUCACCUCAAAAAGUGUCUUCUUUAACAACCAACAGAUACAAAGAUAAGAGAAAAAAACUAGGCUAGUGUGGUUUCUAGUGUUUUGUAGGGGGCUCCAAUCUUUGUUUAAUACAGUAGAACCCAUUUUUUAAAAUAUAUAUAAUAUAUAAAAUAAAUAUGAGGAAAAAUACAAUGCUUUUAGCAUGUUUUACAGGUUUGACAAGCAAAAUAAAGAAAGAAGUUUUUACGAUUUUCUGAUGCAUGAUGGAAAAUGAAAUCCAUUUCCAAGUCGAAUACAGCAACUUCGUGAUACAUGAUUGCUUGAGUUUGGAUACAAAAUGACCUUGGAAUACGCCCUGACAUUUACACACUCACAAUUAUUGGGCACCAAUACUCGCCUGCAUGCGUAUUUAAGUCCAUCGGGCUAGUUUUACCUGACACUGCCAACUAUUCUCCAACAGCCAUCUUGGAGAUCCUGGUUUACAUUUGUGACAAAUGUUGCCCCACGUGGUUUGGGACAGGCCACACAUGAAAAGAGGAUGUGGAGGCUACGCAAAGCCCCGUCUGGCAACAAAGAAAAGCCAUCUUGAGUACUACCCAGUACAGUAUUGUGUUUAUAUCCAGUUCUUUCCUAUUUUUUGUUUUUCAGAGUGGCCUUUGAGGUUGUGAAGUAGAUAAUUGAAUUGGAAAAAAACCCCCACUUUUUCUCCUCACCAGUACCGGGUACUUAUAUUUGGAGAAACACACUUUUUCACUCUGGAACUAAAAUUAUGACUUUGCACGUAAUCUUGCUUUCCAGGUGUUAUAGAAAGUGUGUUACGCAUUGGUGAACUACGAAUAACACAAGGAGAGAGAUUUCUAAAUUGCAUUAUGGAGCAUGAAUAAUAACACAAUCAAUUUAGGCUAACAAAUUGGGCUUGAUAGGCGAAGUCUGCUUUUUGAACAACUUAUUGAACUGACACAAUUGCUUGUUUGUCAGUUUGUUGCACUAAAUUACUUUUUUAAAGCAAAUGUGUGUGCACAUCUGACAUAAUUUUUCAUACUGUAUUUCAGACUUUAUGAACUGUUGUUUCUCCAAAUGAGAUUGAGCAUAGGACCAUGUCUAUACUCGUAUUGUCAACAAAAGCAAUGUGUUCUGAUCAGAUCAACAUGUACUCAUGCCACUUUGCUGCUCUGAACAUGCCAUAAGGUCUUUUCAGGGUACACAGAGAGGUGAUUUAUUAUCUAUACAAUUUAAUAUGAAAAAAAAUGUCCAAAAUGUCCAUCGAUCCAUCCAUUUUCGACUGCUCAUCAGGCGUCGGGUCACAGGGGUAUAUAGCUUUAGCAGGGAAUCCCAGACUUCCCUCUCCCCAGCCACUUCUUCCAGCUCUUCCCGGGGGAUCCCGGGCGUUCCCAGGCCAGCUGGUUGACAUAGUCUCUCCAGCGUGUCCUCCUGUGUCGUCCCCGGGGCCUCCUUCAGGUGAGGCAAACCACCAAACCACUCACCAUGGAGGCGUUCAGGGCACAUCCUAAUCAGAUGCCCGAGCCACCUCCUCUGUGGAGGAGAAGCGACUCGACUCUGAGCCCUUCCCGGAUGACCAAGCUUUUCACCUUAUCUCGAAGGGAGAGCCCGAAUACCCUGUGGAAAACUCAUUUCGGCCGCUUGGGUCCGGGAUCUCAUUCUUUCGGUCAUGACCUCGUCGUGACCAUAGAUGAGGGUUGGAACGUAGAUCGACCGGUAAAGUGAGAGCUUCGACUUUUGGCUCAGCAACGUCUUCACCACAACAGACGAUACAAAGUCCGCAUCACAGCAGACGCUGCACCGACCCUCACAAUACGUUUUUGUCUGCCAGGUUGGACCGGCAUUUUCCCCCACCAUCGGAGCCAACUCACUCGAACUCCGGCCUGGUGUCCUGGUAACAAGUGCACAUAUGGACACCCUUGUGUUUGAACAAGGUGUUCAUUAUGGACAAUCCGUGACAAGCACAGAAGUCCAAUAAAA
Messenger RNA from Hippocampus zosterae (dwarf seahorse), 5652 nucleotides. It is a transcript of the gene smpd3, whose product is annotated as sphingomyelin phosphodiesterase 3. Gene Ontology annotation, molecular function: sphingomyelin phosphodiesterase activity. Gene Ontology annotation, cellular component: extracellular region; cytoplasm. NCBI's taxonomy places the organism in Eukaryota, Metazoa, Chordata, Actinopteri, Syngnathiformes, Syngnathidae. Gene Ontology annotation, biological process: sphingomyelin metabolic process. The record is from RefSeq and is a predicted model, not a curated record. The transcript has 10 exons. The coding region runs from base 608 to 2974 and encodes 788 amino acids.